This is a messenger RNA of Amyelois transitella, 1479 nucleotides long. RefSeq lists its product as uncharacterized. Lineage: Eukaryota; Metazoa; Arthropoda; Insecta; Lepidoptera; Pyralidae. The coding region runs from base 163 to 897 and encodes 244 amino acids. The transcript has 6 exons. The record is from RefSeq and is a predicted model, not a curated record.
AAUAUUUUGAUGUUAUUUUUUAUAAUUUAAAUUAUAACAAAUUGAACUGGUUGUGAAAAAGGAGCAACAUUUUCUAUAUUAAAAAAGAAAAAGAAUUGCCGCGAAAUGUUCUCGAAUUAAAAAAGUUCUUCUUUUAUCUUUUUGAAAUUAUUAAGAAAUAAAAUGGGUGAUUCUAAAUAUUUAGUUUGUGCUAUAGUGUUGUGUUUACAAAUUGCAAGAGCCGAUAAUGAAGUUGCCGAAAUCGAAAGAAUAUUUUCACCGUGCCAUAGAAAUUCUACAGAUUUUGAUGUUUGUAUGAAACGAGCACUCAACAAAUUAAGACCAUUUUUCAAAUUAGGUAUUCCCGAGUUGGGAGUGGCGCCCUUCGACCCUCACCACGCGGAUGAAGUGGUGCAGGUCCGUUCGUUUGGAGGCCUUGGCUACACACUGACACUGAAAGAUGUCUACGAGGGAGGAUGGACUCAGUCAAUUGCCACUAAGUUCAAAACCGACUGGGAUAAUGGUCGCAUCAUAUACUCACAGUAUUUCCCAGAGAAAUGGCUAUAUGGUGAUUACGAAUUUAAGGGAACCGUCUUCGGCCUUGGAGCCAUGCACCGUAGCGGUCACUGGAACCUCACGCUGCGGGACUACGCGCAGACGACGCGCGUCAAACGGAGCGGCGCCGGCGUCGACGUGCAUGUCGAAGUAGAUCAUAUCGGCGGCAUGGAGCUACAUAUUGGGAACAUUCUGCGUGGAAACACUUUCUUAGAAAACAUGUUAGAUCGUGUGAUCAACGCGGCGUGGAAGCCGGGUUUCGCCGUCAUCAGGCCGCUCAUCAACGACCUCGUGAGCACGGCUUUCACCGACAUCUGGAGCAAAUCCUUCAGGGAUUUCCCGAUACAACAGUUCAUCAAGUAAAUGGAUUUUGAGGCAUGCCAUUGAAAACAAUCCUUCGGGGAUUUCCUUAGAACAGUUCAAAUGAAUUGUACUAAAUACCUAUAACUUGUAUGUAAAUGUUAUUCAUAAAAAUUCUAGCACCCCGAUCGCUAAUAACUGAACGGGAACGCAACUGAACUUCCAUCGUUCUGUCAGAGUUCAUACCCUUUUCGGUUUCGUUUCUCAAAAAUUGUUAUUUUCACAACGGUAAUAACAAAUGUUGGUACACUUUAGUAUUACGAUCUAGAAUCUACCUUAAAUCAGAAUAAUACAUAGAUAGUCCGAUUUCUAUGAAGCUACCAACUAUUUCCAACAAUAAAAAUAACAGAACGAUCGGUAGGUAUUCAACUGUGAUCCAUCUCAAGUUAAUAGCGCGAUUGGAAGUAGAAAAAUUGUUAAUGUUUUAUUUAGUUAUUGUUUACUGUUAAAUUGCAACAAGUUCACCAUAUAAUUGUUGUGAUAAAACUAGUCAUAAUAUGGUGCAUAGGAAUAUUGUUAAAUAAAAGACAAAAUUAUAUUACAUAUCUCAAUAUUAUAUUUAUUAAAAAAUAUAACCUAACUAUA